AAAUAAAACCAUAUAGUUAUCGAAUUAAAUCAUACACUAGAGCUGUCAUACACAAUUUAUUUCAUUUUACGGAAGUUAGUGGUUGACUUCCGGUAAUUUACCUCUUUCCCGAUUGUAAAUAUGGCGAACACCAAGAAGCAGGCGCCGAAGGUACCAGAAACUCUUCUUAAAAGAAGGAAGAAGAAUGAACAAGCCCGGGCCAAGCAAAUCAAGGCCAAUCUAGCAUCAAAGAAGAAACUUCAAGACAAGAAAAGAGUCAUCUUCAAGCGUGCAGAGAAGUAUGUGAAGGAAUACCGCGCCAAGGCCAAGUCGGAGAUUAAUCUUGCUAGACAGGCAAAGAAAUCUGGCAACUUCUAUGUUCCAGCAGAGUCUAAACUAGCUUUUGUCAUGAGAAUCAGAGGUAUAAAUGGUGUACAUCCACGUCCCAGGAAGAUUUUACAGUUGUUGCGACUUCGUCAGAUCAACAAUGGUGUGUUCAUUAAGCUGAAUAAAGCUACAGUACAGAUGCUGAGAAUUGCAGAGCCUUUCAUCACAUGGGGAUACCCCAAUUUGAAGAGUGUCCGAGAAUUGAUCUACAAGAGAGGGUAUGGAAAAGUCAAUGGCAGAAGAAUACCACUUACAGAUAACUCCAUCAUUGAGAAAGUACUAGGAAGCAAAGGUAUCAUCUGUAUGGAAGACUUGAUCCAUGAGAUCGUAACUGUAGGACCUAACUUCAAAGAGGCCGCCAACUUCCUCUGGCCAUUCAAGCUAAACACACCAAACGGAGGCUGGAGACGUAAAUACAACCAUUUCAAUGAUGGUGGGGAUUGUGGACUCCGUGACGCCCAGAUAAACCCGUUAUUGAGAAAUAUGGUUUAAAUUAUUUGUACACAUGGACCUUCAGUGCUGGAAAAAAAUAAAGAGAAAAAUCCCUA
Ruditapes philippinarum (Manila clam) is the source of this 914-nucleotide messenger RNA. RefSeq names its product large ribosomal subunit protein uL30-like. Gene Ontology annotation, cellular component: cytosolic large ribosomal subunit. The record is from RefSeq and is a predicted model, not a curated record. The coding region runs from base 121 to 858 and encodes 245 amino acids. Gene Ontology annotation, molecular function: RNA binding; structural constituent of ribosome. The transcript is spliced from 6 exons. NCBI's taxonomy places the organism in Eukaryota, Metazoa, Mollusca, Bivalvia, Venerida, Veneridae. Gene Ontology annotation, biological process: maturation of LSU-rRNA from tricistronic rRNA transcript (SSU-rRNA, 5.8S rRNA, LSU-rRNA).